AACAUCACCUUUCUUUUUCUAUAUCCAUCUCUUAUUUACUUGUUCAAUCCAGAGACAAAGAGAAAGCACACAACUUAAGGGUUAUUUUCUUACAACACUAAUUGUAGUGUUAUACUAAUCAAAAAGUAAAAGAGAACCUACAAGAAAAUGUCUAACAGGAGAUCAAGGCAAUCUUCCAGUGCUCUAAGGAUUUCCGAUGACCAGAUGAUCGACCUUGUUAGUCAGCUUUGUCAGCUUUUGCCAGAGAUUCGCGAACGGCGCCGUUCUGAUAAGGUGUCAGCAUCGAAGGUACUUCAAGAGACAUACAGCUACAUAAGAAAGCUGCAUCGAGAAGUUGAUAAUCUCAGUGAACGUUUGUCGCAGCUCCUCGACUCCGUUGAUGAAGAUAGCCAUGAAGCUUCCGUCAUUAGAAGUUUGCUCAUGUAACCUUCCAAUAUAUGUACUUCUUAUAACUUUUACAAUAUAUAUUUAUUAUAUAUGUAAUCGUGAUUGUCCUUAAUAUAUAUAUUAUAAACUUCUGAAUUUUGGUC
Raphanus sativus (radish) is the source of this 530-nucleotide messenger RNA. Its product is annotated as transcription factor PRE5. The transcript is spliced from 2 exons. NCBI's taxonomy places the organism in Eukaryota, Viridiplantae, Streptophyta, Magnoliopsida, Brassicales, Brassicaceae. Gene Ontology annotation, biological process: regulation of growth; regulation of DNA-templated transcription. Gene Ontology annotation, molecular function: protein dimerization activity. The record is from RefSeq and is a predicted model, not a curated record. Bases 148 to 426 code for a protein of 92 amino acids.